Messenger RNA from Cryptosporidium ubiquitum, 1755 nucleotides. RefSeq lists its product as uncharacterized. The transcript is spliced from 3 exons. Bases 1 to 1755 code for a protein of 584 amino acids. The record is from RefSeq and is a predicted model, not a curated record. NCBI's taxonomy places the organism in Eukaryota, Apicomplexa, Conoidasida, Eucoccidiorida, Cryptosporidiidae.
AUGCAUCUUUUAAUAUUAUUACUGUUUACUUUAAGUUUUAAAUACGGAUUAACACAACAAAAUGUGGCUCAAGAAAGGCACGAUUAUUCGGGAUCAGCAAGUCCAGCUGAAAUGUAUGGACCUCAAAGGUUGAAAUCUGAUUAUAAACCUCUUCCUUGGAAAGAUAAGUUUCCCAGAUACGAUGCAAAUGUUACUGAGAUUCUUGAACUUCAUAAACUGACGGAAAAAGAACCCGAAUUUGAGCCAAUAUUAACUAGAAAACAAGAAAAAGGCGUAGAUAAUAGGGUCCCUAAGUUAAUUAGACCUGUUCAAGUCAGAUGCCCAAAAGGGUGGACUCCUUGGGGACCACUUUGUAUUGCUGAAGUAUCUCUGGGACCAAGAACUGAAUGUUUUGGGGAUAUGGGAAGAUUUGUUAGUUCUGCAUCAGGUACUCUCCCUAAACAAUCGUCUUUAUAUCCAGGAAUUUGCCAGGAAAAGAGAGAAAUUGGUCCAUCUUUGGCGUGCCCUGCUGGAAUGAAACUAAGACUUAAAUACGAGUCAGAAACUAAUUCAAAUACUGGAGAGGUGACCCCAGACAUCGUUUCUUGGGCAUGUGAAGGAUACCGUGUUAUUCCAUUUUCUGAAUUGGAUGGAGGAAUAUGUCCUGCAGGAUUUGUAAAUUCAAUUGAAGGUUGUAAAGCAUUUCAGGUUGUUCCACCAAUAGCAAUUUGUCCAGAUAAUUCUCAGCCUUCAUAUAUUGGUUCAAAUUUUGCUUUUAAUCAAAGAACAAAUAUGGUCUGCGAUAUUGUUAAAUACUCAAAAGGCAGAAUUUGGUGUCCAAAAGGUUUCAAUGUCAUUUUUCCUCCUGAAGCAUUGGAAAAGUACGAUUUUGGAGAAGAAAUUCCUGAGGAAGAAACAUAUAAAAUUAUUUCAGGAACUUAUGAUGAGAAUGAUCAGGUAUCAGAUGAAAUAGUUGAAGAUAUAUUUACAACUUUAAAUGAGUUUUCCGAAUUAAAUGAUAACCAAGAGUUCCCAAUCAAUUUUAAUGAUACCCGGAAAAGAGGACCUGACACUAUUUCAAACAAUCUAUUUACUUCUUCUUCUCAUUAUAUCAAGAAAAGUCAAGCAAAUAUCCAAGUGGCUCAAAUGAGAGGUAUGGGAAUCGAUAUGGACAAUAAUAUGGAGUUUGAAGGUUCUGAACCAGAAAGUAACUCAAAGAAUUGUAUUAAAGAGAAAGGAAUUUGUGGUGAUUCAAAAGGAUUACAAAAAGAUGAAGAUAACAACUUAGAGAACAAAAGGAAGUGGGAUAGCAUUAACAACAGUAAUAAUAUAAUGUUAAGAAGACUCCAGGAAAUGGCUAUGGGUGGAAGUUUGGAAACCCAAAUAUUCGAGCCUGGUUUAGAAAAAGAAUUGGAGUAUGGACCUUUAAGUGGUGUAUAUAUGGGGAAUUAUGGUAAUGUAUUUGGUAAACAAACAGAAGAGGAAAUACUUAUUUCUGCAAAUCUUGGACAACUUAUGGGUAGUGGUCAAGUUACAACUGCUCCACUUCUCCAAAUGGCUGAGAAAAAGCCAGUGAUGCCGAAAGAGCCAACUUGUUCUCUUGUUGUAGCGGUGCAUUCUACAAAUUGUACUCCCUUACAAUGCAAAUCACCUUUUUUGAAAGAGAUCAAUCAUGUUCUAAGAGACUGGGCAGUCUUUGUUCUACAGGCUGACCCUGAUUCUGGUUCUAACUUAAUACCUAACGGAAAAGAUCUACCAUUUACUAAUGCCGGUUAA